Molecule: messenger RNA, 471 nt
Organism: Pistacia vera
Lineage: Eukaryota; Viridiplantae; Streptophyta; Magnoliopsida; Sapindales; Anacardiaceae
Exons: 1
Coding region: 1-471 (156 amino acids)
Source: RefSeq, a predicted model, not a curated record
AUGACAACAAGGAUACCACCAAAAGUGGAGCCAAUAGCAGAAGAAUAUCACAACCAUAAAAGUAUCACAUCCCAGUUCUUAAAUGAAGGCACAUUGUCAUCACCAUCUUCUUCAUCCUCAACUUGUUCCCCAGCGGCACAGGAUAAGAAGUCACAAGAUUUUAGUUGGCAAGAUUUUCUUCUUGAAGAUGCACUUUUAUCUGCAAAUCGACAAGUACAAGACAGCACACUGGAGUUUUCAUCGAAGGACUUCCCUAAUAACUCUCAUAAUGUGACACCACGAAGUCAGAUCAACAAUGAGAAUAAUAUACAAAUCAAUAAUGGAGUUAAGAGAAUGGAUUUUAGAGGUCCAAUCUAUGGAUUUCCUGCUUCAUCAUUCACUAACAUUUCAUUUGUGGAAGCUAUGAUACACCGACAAAAUGAGAUGUUCUGGGAUUUUCCUGAUCUUAUGGAGGAACCCUUGUAUAAUUGA